This is a messenger RNA of Camellia sinensis, 435 nucleotides long. NCBI's taxonomy places the organism in Eukaryota, Viridiplantae, Streptophyta, Magnoliopsida, Ericales, Theaceae. The record is from RefSeq and is a predicted model, not a curated record.
AAUGGAACCUCAGAAGAGGUGAAGAAUAUAGUUUUUGUCCUUAAUGCUGGUGAAGUGCCUUCUCAGGAUGUUGUGGAGGUGCUUUCGCUGGUGAGGUUAGUGUAGAGAUGCUCGUCAAUAUGGGCAUUCCUUGGGUCAUUCUUGGUCAUUCUGAGAGGAGGGCUCUGUUAAAUGAAUCAAAUGAGUUUGUUGGAGAUAAGGUUGCAUAUGCUCUUUCUCAAGGUUUGAAGGUAAUUGCUUGUAUUGGAGAGACUCUUGAGCAGCGAGAAUCAUGAUCUACCAUGGAUGUUGUUACUGCACAAACUAAGGCAAUUUCAGUAGACUGGCCUUCCGUCAGCAGCUGCUGCUAGAUCAUCAUCAGACUUCACCUCCACCGGCAAUCUCAGCAGCUCAUCUUUUCUAUAUAUUUACAUAGACAUAGCAAUGGCAAAAUAA